AUCAAACCAACAAAAGAAGGAAAAGUAGCAGGCACCGCAUUGAUAGCUAAGAGCAGCGGCUCGACUGCUCCUCUCUGACUUCUCUCCUAUAGUUUAGCUCCUUCUCUGGUGAGCUGAAUAAGGAUGGCGGACGACAACAUGAAACUCUCCAAGAACCUUUUACGCAUGAAGUUCAUGCAGAGGGGUCUGGAUGAUGAGAUGAAAAAGCAGCUGGAGGAAGAUGAGAAGAGGAUCAUCAGUGAUGAGCAUUGGUACCUCGACCUGCCGGAGCUCAAAGCCAAAGAGAACUUCAUCAUCGAGGAGAAGAGUUUCGUUCCCUGUGAAGGACUAAAGUUUGGUCGGAUCUCCUUUAAAGGGUUUAAUCCAGAAGUGGAGAGACUGAUGCUGUUAAUGAAUCCACAAGUUGACGAGGAGGAGGAGGAGGAGGAAGAAGAAACAAGCCGGAUGCCAGCGGACGUCACAGACGAGGAGAUGGCUCGCAGGUACGAGAGUCUGGUGAGCAGCAUGAAGAAGAAGUUCAGUACGAAGUGACAGAGCUCAGGAAGACCACCCGACCAGGACCAAGAGGGUCAUGGUGGAGGACUGAUGGCGCUUUACAUUUAAAUUUUUACCCACAUAGCCGGGGGGUCAGCUGGAUGUUAUACAUCUUUUUUUUUUUUACGUGUAAUUAAACACGUGGCCCCACGUUUAUGCAUCCUGGGAAUUAUGGAAAUGUUUAUAUCUUAAUCUACAAUCUGAUAAAA
Gasterosteus aculeatus aculeatus (three-spined stickleback) is the source of this 743-nucleotide messenger RNA. RefSeq names its product M-phase phosphoprotein 6 (gene mphosph6). Gene Ontology annotation, biological process: maturation of 5.8S rRNA. The record is from RefSeq and is a predicted model, not a curated record. NCBI's taxonomy places the organism in Eukaryota, Metazoa, Chordata, Actinopteri, Perciformes, Gasterosteidae.